Messenger RNA from Necator americanus (New World hookworm), 3888 nucleotides. RefSeq lists its product as uncharacterized. Gene Ontology annotation, cellular component: chromosome, centromeric region. Lineage: Eukaryota; Metazoa; Nematoda; Chromadorea; Rhabditida; Ancylostomatidae. The transcript is spliced from 37 exons. The record is from RefSeq and is a predicted model, not a curated record. Bases 1 to 3888 code for a protein of 1295 amino acids.
AUGAAUACCUCUGCUUAUGAUGUAUUAAAUCACGCUGAAAGGAAAAGUAUUCGACUUUGGGUUUUCAAGUUCAUCAAUGGGGAAGACGUUGAUUCUUUCGGUGUAUGUGUCGAAGGUUAUCGACCCAGCGAUGACACAGAGACUGUUCUGCGGAACUGGCACUCAACUGCCAUUGAGAGAAGGAUAACGUCGUCCUUAUUACAGACAAGUAGUGGGUCUGUCUACGAAUUACGUGGAACAAUAGAUAAGGAUCUUGCGCAUCACUAUGGAUAUCCUGCGGAGCUUGUUGAGUUAUUUAUGAAUGGCUUCCCAGAAAAUUGGAAGAGCAUAUUGAAGGAGUACUUUUAUGUUGUCAAGACGACGAAUCCGAUGAAUGCCUCAUACUACUUCAGUGCUAUGGCUCGCCGCAGAUCCUCAAAUUUUGUUCGUGGACAGAAUGUAUCUUCUAUAUGCGACUCAAAUAAAGAUGAUCGCCGGAGAGAACGCCUUUCAAUUCUUCCUGCUUCUACGUCGUUACCAGUCCCAAUUCCAGAAGAAGAUGAACAGAAAGAAAACAGUGUGCUUAAUUCGUCCUCUGCAUCUUUAAAAAAGACGCCCACACACGUUGAUGAAAGAAGUGAACGUCCAUCAAAUCGCCGAAGCUCUCGCUCAAGCCGAAUUCUUCCAUGUCCCUUUGCAGAUGAAACACCGAAGUCGGCACUUAAAAGUGACAAUCGCUCAUCAAUCCGCCGUAGUUCUCGUUUAAACGGAGGUCUUCCUAAUUCUCCUGUGGAUGAGACCCCCAGGUUAGCAGAUAAAACUAGCAGUCGCUCAUCAGUUCGACGUAGUUCUCGUUUAAACGGAGCUGUUUCCCGUUCCGGUGCGGAUGAAACUCCCAAGGCCGCAGAUGAAAGCAACAAUCAGUGUUCAAUUCGACGUAGUUCUCGCUUGAACAGAACUCUUCCUGAUUCUCCUACAGAUGAAGUUCCCGAAUCUGUACACAAAUCCAGCAAUCGCUCAUCAAUUAGACGUACUCGCUUAACUGAAAUUCUUCCUCAACCUCGUGCAAUUGAAGAACCCGAUCUUGCAAUCUGCGGUGUUAAUGCCAUCGUUUCCCGACUUUCUGCCCCAAAAGCUGAAACUGCAGCCGCUUUGAGGGAAAUUACCGCUUCCUCGGAAUCCUCGUAUAUUUUCGUUCCUCGUAUGAACAGUGAAACGUCUGCACUUCCGGGAUUUACUACCGAGGCAUCUCAAAACUUAGACCAGUUUCCAACAGUGGAAUCUCCUUUUUCGGUCAGUUCACCAUCACUAGAGCAGGAGACUUCUGCGGGGCCUGCCUUCGAGACACCUGGAUGUAACCGAGAAUCUAACAGGGAAGACAACAUCGAACGAAAUGACUACAAAAAUGCGAAGCAUUCUGAGCUUGCUGUCGUACCAGUAAGUUCUGUCGUUUGCAAGGUUUCUAUGGACGGGAUCUCCAAGGAUAUAGGGAAAGUUGAUGAUGCUGUUGAAUUACGCCGGUGGUCUAUUCGUUUUGCUCCUGUUGGAUGCGGUGGUCCUGAACUCGGCUUUCCGAAAUUUGUACUUCUUGGCGACAGGAUAGGUCAUGACACUCAGUGGCGCACCUCAGUCAUUGUACGCGUUGAAAGUGCUGAGAUUCUUCAUACUUCCUCUACAAAAUAUCGACUAGCAGGUGAUAUGAACGUGAUGGACUCCGCUUCCGCAGGGUUCCCAAAAAUGUUUGUGGCGAAAUUUCUUCGAGGAUUCCCGCCGGAUUGGAGAACACAGAUAACAAUCUUGUAUAACACCUUCUUCGGCAGUUUGGGGGUGAACGACCAUCUAAGAAAGAAUUUCGAUGAGAACAAGUCAACAGUUGUGUUCCCUCAGUCACCUACAAGAGAAGGUGCACAUGAUAAGGACCAAUGUCAUACUUCUCCUCAUGAUCAGAGUGCACAUUCUUUAAGUGCCGGUUGUUCGCGGACGCAGAAUUCGAAAAACAAAGGCUACGUUGCAGGACGUGGAGGAGAAAAUCGAGCAGACGUGCGUACAUCCCGAAGCGGGCGAUGUGUGCAUCCACCUCUUGCUCAGUGGGCUGGCCAACGAGUUCGAUAUGACGGGUACGGUAACGUCAUCGGUGUCCAAGAUGUUACUACUGCCACGAUACAUUCUAAAGGAGCAGCAGAGACAUUGGCUCUUUCCAACUAUUAUGGUGUAUCGCCUGCUCGACGAGCGAGACAGUCAGAAUCGUUUUUGGAGCCGCCUAGACUUGCAGUCGAUAGUGGACCGAAAAAGAUGCCAGCACAGAAAGCCCUGGUGACGUAUAGUGACAGUUCCAAUGAGGAAAACGAUAAACCCUAUAACAGACGGUUCAGACGAAUUUUGAAUGACAAAGACUCUACUCUUCGGAAUAGCCGCAGACGUCCCUACCAGCCUUUAAAGACUUACUCGGACGAAUCCGAGUUCGAAAGAGAGCUGAGAGCUGAACGUCGCUUAAUUUUGAAACAAGCGAAGGAACUACGAAGACAACAAGCAAAUUUACUUGAAAUGGAAAGACGCAUAGCAUUCCAUGAAGAGAAGUGGAGAAAGAAAAAGAUGAGAGAGAGGCGCCUCGAGGGCAGUAAUAUUGGUGGUCAUUAUUCACCCACAAGAUCAGAGGAGAGGCGACGUCAACACAGAAAACAAGUGAAAGAUGAAAAGCAACAAAUGGUCAAGAGAUAUUCCAAAUACGCAGAUGAGGAGGAUAGGUACUUGGAAGAGGAAAUCUUAGAAAGGCAACGAAGAGAAGAAGAGUGGGCUGAGGAAGACGAGCACCUCUCAGACUGUGAUUAUUCUGACGGAGAUGUUGACUGGCGUGAACCAGUACGCAAAAGAAGGAGGAAGUUGCGGAGAAUAAGGGAGCAGAUUUCUUCGGACGACAAUUCGCUUGAUAGCAAAGAAAGUGAGGAAGAAAGUGACGAACACAAUCGAAACAAGCCCAGAACAGAGAAACCGGGUGCGAAAAGGGAAAAGGGCUGGAAUAGAGCAGAAUUGGACAGACUAAAGUUGGCGCUUUCUGCUAUACAUGUUCGGACAGAUGAUGACUGGGAGAAAAUAGCACGUUCACUAGGUAAUGAUAGGAAUCCGGAGUCAUGCAAACAGGCAGCGAUAAAGCGUUUGAAAUGGGAGCCUUCGGCAAACUCUUGUGGUCCAGUGGAAGCUUCGGAGCCCAUAACGGCUCGAGCUGGGACUGUUGCUUUUCAGCAUCAAACCAAUGAAUACACAAGGAAAUACAUGAUGGGCGGAGGUGCUCAGGGAGAGGAUUUCUUCAGGAACAAUGAGACCACAAUGAAUGAUAGUAUGGUCAGACCUGAUGUAACCGAGUUCGGUGCAGACGAUUCGCUUCUGGAAGCUAUGCGCACUCCUGCUGGAGCAAUGGCUGAAAGAAAGGUGCCAAAUCGUCGACAGUUUCUAGCGGAAGCAAUAGAUGAUGAUACGCCCAUCAGCAGAAGAAGCAGUGGAAUUGCGAUGAUAACUCCGAGGGAUUCUGCGCAAAGGGAGCGACAAAAUCGUUAUUUUCACCAUCUCAUUAAUAAAGGAGCUCGCGGCGAUAUUUCCCGGAUGAACUUCUCACGAGCCGGUUGCUCUCGUUUUGAAAGAACUCGAACAGGAUUGGAUGAGAUUAAGGUGCAAAAAUUUGGAAGUCUCCAAGAGGACCUCGACUACGUGGCGAAAAUGACAAAGAAAGCAAGGAGGAACGCAGUUUUGGAGGAGGACUCAGACAAAGAUUUGGAAUUAGAGGAUGAAGAUGUGGAAGAACUUGAGAACAACAAAGGAGGUCCUGCGACGAUAUCUGCCAAAGUUCGGCGACUUGCAGAGGGUUUGAGUGUGAAGGGGGAAUUUGAGCAAAUGUUCAUUUACACUUCUGCAUGA